Molecule: messenger RNA, 598 nt
Organism: Paramuricea clavata
Lineage: Eukaryota; Metazoa; Cnidaria; Anthozoa; Malacalcyonacea; Plexauridae
Source: the annotation of a GenBank genome assembly
AGAGCUUAAAGAUGGUACAUACGUGGACGACAUAAACAUUGCAAGCGACACAGUGGAAGGAACGAGAGACAUCAAAGAAGAUGCUGUGAAAAUCCUGCGAGAAGGUAGGUUCAUGUUACAUAACGCCGCAGAAUUAGAAAGUGAUGUAAAGAAGGAUGGAGAAACUACCUAUGCGAAGGAAAGUCUAGGGACAACACCAUCAGAGACUAAAUUUCUUGGAUUAGGCUGGAACAAAUCAGAAGACACCUUGUCAGUAACAUUUCCACCAAACGAAAAUGAAAUUACGAAAAGAAUCGUUCUGAGAACUAUGGCGAAAAUCUAUGAUCCGCUGGGAUUAGCAGCUCCUAUUCUACUCACGGCCAAAAUGAUCUUACGAGAUAUCUGUGAUUCUAAGCUGGGAUGGGAUGCAGAUCUACCUGAAGUGCUAAAGCGACGAUGGGAGAAAUGGUUGAAGAAUUUACCUGUCCAGUUGAAAAUGCCAAGAGCAAUACCUAGAGAAAUCGGUGUGAUUGUCGAAUUGAUUCUUCAUGGAUUCGCAGAUGCGAGCCUUCUUGGUUGUUGCGCUGUGAUCUCGCUGUUAUCAAGCAAGCUGGAGUGA